GUAGAAUUUCCUCCCUCCUCCACUCCCCUUAUAACUCCUACUUGUUGAACUAAACCCCCUUUUUCCUGCCUCGCCGCACCGCCGUUUCUCCCCUCCUAGAGUCGGCGCAUUAUCGCCGAGAACCCGAGGUGCGCUGAAGUGCACCACAGCGUAGGGAGCAUGGCGAAAGAGAGUGGAGGUUCACACCAAAAGAAUAAGAAGAAGAACGACGAGAGCAACGAGCAGGGGCACAAGUCUCAUAGGACUCGGAAAUCCGGAGCUUCGGCGAAGAAGAAAUCAAAGUCCAAGCCGAAUUCGAACGAAGGUCUCACACAGGAGCAGAAGAAGCUCAAUAAUCCUAAGGCAUUUGCAUUCACUUCCACUGUGAAAGCUAAGCGACUGCAAUCACGAGCCACAGAGAAGGAGCAGAAAAGGCUUCAUGUCCCCAAGAUUGAUCGCACUACAGGAGAACCUGCUCCUUUUGUUGUUGUAGUUCAGGGACCUCCACAGGUGGGAAAGUCAUUGCUGAUUAAGUGCUUAGUAAAACAUUACACGAAGCACAAUUUACCUGAAGUUCGCGGACCAAUUACUAUCGUAUCAGGCAAGCAAAGGCGACUGCAGUUUGUGGAGUGUCCAAAUGAUAUCAAUGGGAUGAUAGAUUGUGCUAAGUUUGCUGAUUUAGCUUUGCUCCUCAUUGAUGGAAGCUAUGGCUUUGAAAUGGAAACGUUUGAAUUCCUCAACAUAUUGCAAAAUCAUGGAUUUCCUAGAGUAAUGGGUGUUCUUACACAUCUAGACAAAUUCAAGGAUGUAAAGAAACUCAAGAAAACAAAACAACGACUCAAGCACCGAUUCUGGACUGAGAUUUAUGAUGGUGCCAAAUUAUUUUAUUUAUCUGGCCUUAUUCAUGGAAAGUACACAAAGCGUGAAGUACAUAAUCUAGCAAGGUUUAUUUCUGUGAUGAAAUUCCCCCCUUUAUCUUGGAGAACUUCUCAUCCUUAUAUCUUAGUAGAUCGAUUUGAAGAUGUUACACCCCCGGAGAAGGUGCACAUGAAUAGUAAAUGUGACAGAAAUGUUACCUUGUAUGGUUAUUUGCGCGGCUGUAAUUUGAAGAAGGGAACAAAGGCACAUAUUGCUGGAGUGGGCGAUUAUCCUUUGUCUGGAAUUAUGGCUCUGCCUGAUCCUUGCCCUUUGCCGUCAGCUGCCAAAAAGAAAGGAUUGCGUGAUAAGGAAAAGCUAUUUUAUGCACCUAUGUCCGGACUAGGGGAUCUCCUUUAUGAUAAGGAUGCUGUCUAUAUAAAUAUAAAUGAUCACUUUGUGCAGUUCUCGAAAGAUGACGGAACUAAUUCAGAGGGGAUACACAAAGGAAAACAACGUGAUGUUGGUGUCGAAUUGGUUAAAUCAUUGCAGAAGACAAAAUAUUCCGUCGAUGAGAAGUUGGAAAAGAGUUUCAUAACACUUUUUGGAAAGAAACCUAAUUCAUCAUCUGAAGCUCCAUCUGGUUCAGUUAAUGCUCAUGAACUGGCAAAUCAGGAAGUACCUUUAGAGCCUGUGGAGCAUUAUCAACCUGAGAUAAAAGAUGAAGAUGGUGAAUCAGAUGAAGAUAGUGAUACUGAGGAUGAAGAUGGUCUGGAAUCCUCAGAUGGAGAAAAAAUUCUUAAAAGAAAAUCAUCUUCAGGAAUUAUGGAUGAUAGUUCUGAUGAGGAAACCAACUAUGCAUCAGAGCAACAGCCUCAAACACAAUCCAACUUUAAGGAGCAGAUUGAUUUCCAUGAGGGAAGGGUGAGGAGGAAAGCUGUUUUUGAGAAUGAAAUGGAUAUUGACAAUCUGAAGGAUUCUGAUGAAGAUGAUGAGAAUGAUGAGGAUUCAAGUGAUGGUGAUGAAACAGAAAAUGGUGGUGAUGAACAUGCAUCUACUCGUUCUGAUUCUUCAACAGAUGAUGGAGAAGAUGAUGAGAUGGGAAAUGUUUCGAAAUGGAAGGAAUCCUUGGCCGAACGAACUUCCUCAAGACAGAACAUUAACCUUAUGCAACUUGUAUAUGGUAAACCUUCAUCAAAGACUUCCAAUGAGAUGAAUGAGUCCAGUGACGAGGAAAGCGAGGAUGAUGAGUUCUUUAAGCCUAAAGGCGAAGGAAGCAAGACAUCAAAGGAAGGAGUAAAUGGCAAUGAUGUGGACCUUGAUGACUGCUCGAAAUUCUUAAAGAGAAGUCAGAAGGAUUGGAGGAAUGAAGAUUUAAUUGCAAGUAUUCGUGAUCGUUUUGUGACUGGAGACUGGUCAAAGGCAUCCUUGAGAAAUCAACUCUCUGAAGUUACGGCUGCUGAUAAUGAUGACGAUGAUGCAGUCUUUGGUGAAUUUGAAGACUUGGAAACAGGUCAGAAGUAUGAGAUCCAUCAGGCAGGUGAUAGUGGUGAUACCUGCAUGAAUGAUGACUUGGCUGCAGAGGACCGAAGACUGAAAAAACUGGCUCUUCGUGCAAAAUUUGAUGCUCAGUAUGAUGGUUCAGAAUUUCCUGAUGAAGAUGAUGAUGACACCAAGUCAAGUCGUGGCCAAAGCAAUGGAAGUGGGUUCUUCACCAAGUUAAAGGAGGAGAUUGAACUCCGGAAACAAGUAAACAUUGCUGAACUUAAUGAACUUGAUGAAGUCACUCGCAUUGAGGUAGAAGGUUACAGAACUGGGACUUAUCUUAGACUUGAAAUCCAUGAUGUGCCGUUUGAAAUGGUUGAAAAUUUUGAUCCUUGUCACCCUCUUCUUGUUGGUGGACUUGCAUUGGGGGAGGAAAACGUUGGAUAUAUGCAGGUACGGCUGAAGCGGCAUAGAUGGCACAAGAAAGUACUGAAGACUAGAGACCCAAUAAUUGUUUCUAUUGGAUGGAGACGUUAUCAAACUGUUCCGAUAUAUGCCAUUGAGGACCGUAAUGGGCGACAUCGCAUGCUUAAAUACACUCCUGAACAUAUGCAUUGUCUUGCAAUGUUUUGGGGGCCACUUGCUCCUCCUCAUACUGGGGUGGUUGCUGUCCAGAAUUUAUCAAAUAAUCAGGCAUCAUUUAGGAUUACAGCUACUGCGACUGUCCUCGAGUUCAACCAUGCUGCAAGGAUAGUGAAGAAGAUCAAGCUAGUUGGUUAUGCCUGUAAAAUCUUCAAGAAAACUGCGUUUAUUGAGGAUAUGUUCACUUCAGAUCUUGAAAUAGCAAGGUUUGAAGGCGCAGCUAUACGAACUGUUAGUGGAAUCCGUGGGCAAGUGAAAAAGGCUGCAAAGGAAGAGGUUGCUAACAAGUCAAAGAAGAAGGGUGGGCAUGCGAAAGAAGGCAUUGCUAGAUGCACCUUUGAGGAUAAAAUUAAGAAGGGCGACAUUGUAUUCUUGCGUGCUUGGACUCAGGUUGAUGUUCCUUGCUUUUACAACCCCCUGACAACAGCCUUGCAGCCACGUGACGAGACUUGGCUGGGAAUGAAAACAGUUUCUGAACUAAGGAGGGAACAAAACCUUCCAGUGCCAGUCAACAAGGAUUCACUUUACAGGCCUAUCGAGAGGAAGCCAAGAAAGUUCAAUCCAUUGGUUAUCCCCAAGUCGUUACAGGCAGCUCUACCAUUUGCAUCAAAACCCAAGAACAUACCUCAUCGAAGACGACCAUUACUUGAAAAUAGGAGAGCUGUAGUCAUGGAGCCUCAUGAACGAAAAGUGCAUGCUCUUGUUCAACACCUUCAACUCAUUAGAAAUGAGAAGAUGAAAAAACGGAAACUGAAAGAAGAGGCGAAGAGGAAGGCACAGGAAGCAGAGCGUUCAAAGGAAGAGCAACUUUCCAAAAAGAGACAGAGAGAGGAACGGCGUGGAAGAUACAUAGAACAGGAAAAACUAAAGAAGAAAAUCCGCAGAAAUACAGACUAGUGUUCUUGUACCAGCAUUUGGUGGUGCACCAGGCAUAUGAUAUCGGCUUUUGCUGCAUUCAGCAUACGGUAUGUUGUAAAUCCUCGUAUCAACCUGUGGAAAUCCAUGCUUCCCAAAUGUUAAUUUGGGCAAGUGCUGCCUCCAUCUACACCAUACUAACAGGCAGAUGCAACAUUAAUGUGGCCCCUCAUCCAAAUUCGUUGUGCUGCAGAGUACACGUUACGACAGCCAAAGUGGAAACAGCAGGCACUGAAAACAUAUCAAGCCUCUUUGUUGUAUGUGGGUUGCAGAUAGUGGUAAGCCGGCAUGCGGAGAGUGCAAAUCUCUGUUCUAAGGUUCUGAGUCUGGAUAUGUAAUGGAUGGUUGGGCCCAAAUUUUGUUUUGAGGUUUGCUUGGUUUGGCUCUAAAGUCUAAACCUAUGGAGUUGCGAUUCAAUGCACUCCCAAAUACAAGUCAAAAUAUCUUGUAAGAGUAUUUGCAUAUUUGAUUUCAGAAAAGCUACAGCUGACAGCUUUGGUUUUUCGGGACUGCAUUCUUUUUCUGCUUGCAAGGUUAAUAACUGAUUUUUGUUUAAUUUUCUA
Molecule: messenger RNA, 4439 nt
Organism: Sesamum indicum (sesame)
Lineage: Eukaryota; Viridiplantae; Streptophyta; Magnoliopsida; Lamiales; Pedaliaceae
Product: P-loop containing nucleoside triphosphate hydrolases superfamily protein
Biological process (GO): endonucleolytic cleavage of tricistronic rRNA transcript (SSU-rRNA, 5.8S rRNA, LSU-rRNA); maturation of SSU-rRNA from tricistronic rRNA transcript (SSU-rRNA, 5.8S rRNA, LSU-rRNA); ribosome biogenesis
Cellular component (GO): nucleus; 90S preribosome
Molecular function (GO): U3 snoRNA binding; GTP binding; GTPase activity
Source: RefSeq, a predicted model, not a curated record